AUGAGCAAUGGAAAUCUGCCAGGCGGCGUUACGGAAAAUGGCGAUCGUAACAAUCCCAAGACCUAUCCAAAUAUGACCCCUCAAUACCAUGAUCUGGGCGAAGACUUCCCUACAUGGUUGGCGUGGACGAACAAGAAGGAGGAGCUGGAUCUGGAUACCUUUUUCGACCCUACUAAGCCAAACUUGGCAACCGGCUUUGAUGUCAAAGGUCUCAAACCAGUCAUUAGAGAGAGGGGUGAAACCGGGUAUUUGUUGGAGGAUGACAAGAACGGGUUUUAUUAUAUGGACAUCAGAGACGGGAGGUUGUUUAAGUUCGUAAAAGUGAUGAAUGUGGAUCAAGCAGUACAGAAAGUGCUUGAGGGGUGGGACAAAGACGAUAUCAGACAGCAAUUUGCCAGUGAAUCGUAG
Messenger RNA from Bipolaris victoriae FI3, 408 nucleotides. RefSeq lists its product as hypothetical. Lineage: Eukaryota; Fungi; Ascomycota; Dothideomycetes; Pleosporales; Pleosporaceae. The coding region runs from base 1 to 408 and encodes 135 amino acids. The transcript has 3 exons. The record is from RefSeq and is a predicted model, not a curated record.